CGCUAACCCAAUUCUGCAUCAAGAUCCAAAUUUGAAUAAUCGACCGGAAGUGCAUCUCGUUUGUUUUCAUUUGACACUUCUCAUUAAAUAGUUGCGUACGUCGUAGUAAACAUUGAAAAAACACAACAAGCAAGUGUCAGUGGUUUUGACGCAAAAGUUAGGUUGACCGCUCUAAAGGCACAAAAUGUCGAAACUUGUGGGAACAUACGUUCAUGAGAAAAGUGAAAAUUUGGAUCAGUAUUACUCGGCUUUGGGCGUUCCGUACAUUGCUCGUAAAAUGAUGAGUUUCACGAGUCCAAAACUGACAAUAACAAAUGACGGCGAUACUUGGACUAUAACAACAAGUACAAAGCUUAGGACGCUUAAGCUUGAGUUUAAAUUGGGGGAGGAAUACGACGAGGACAUGCCAGGAGGAACGUUGAAAAGUACGACUACAGUCGAAAACGAUUCGAAGCUUGUAACUGUUUCAAUUGGUCCAGAAAACACUAAGAUUAUUCGAACUUACGAGGCCACUGAUGACGGAUGCGUCCUAACUUUGAAACAUGAUAAAACCGGAACUGAAGGGAAACGAUACUUCAAAAAGGCUUAAAUCUUCCAUUUUUCAAACUCAUAUUUGUAUGAAUUUAUUACUAACUGUGGGAUAUUAUAAUCUGAAUAUUAAUAAGUGUAAUUGUGUAAACUUACAAUUAUGUAUAGGUGUCAAAUGGGAUGUAUCAAAUAAAAAUCAAGUAUAAAUGUU
Messenger RNA from Tribolium castaneum (red flour beetle), 739 nucleotides. RefSeq names its product fatty acid-binding protein. NCBI's taxonomy places the organism in Eukaryota, Metazoa, Arthropoda, Insecta, Coleoptera, Tenebrionidae. Gene Ontology annotation, cellular component: cytosol; nucleus. Gene Ontology annotation, biological process: fatty acid transport. The transcript has 5 exons. The record is from RefSeq and is a predicted model, not a curated record. The coding region runs from base 185 to 589 and encodes 134 amino acids. Gene Ontology annotation, molecular function: fatty acid binding.